UUUGCGGUGGGCGGAACACGGCCGCUGACGACUAGAAAAUAAACGGCUCCUAUGUCACCUUUCAAACUCUAGUGCAAGACAAGAGAGCGUGCCAAGUCAGAACUGAACAAGGCUUCAACUAUGUCCUCUGUGCACUAGCGGGAGUUUUAUCACAGCAGUGUAUCAUGGAAAACUCUGGCAGGCCUUACCGGGCUAAGCAAGGCGGCAGGGAGAGGGGGGCGGCAGCAGCAGCGGCAGAGAAGGGAGAAAGCUGGUGGAUGCAGGACCAGGUGCGAGGACAGAACUUCAGAUCAGAUGGAGGCCAGCAGGCCAAGAAAAAUCAAGGUGGGCCUUACAGGGCCAGCCCUAAGAAGGGAGGACUGGGGCCCCUAAGCCACUCUCCUGGUGGAUUAAGAGGAGGCCACAGCCCCUCACAGAGAGAUGAUGUCCGGUGGUUCUCAGGUCCUCAGGAAGAUAACUGGAGAGAGCGCCCACAGCAGAGCUGGAGGAGGGGUAUGCAAGGAGAAAGUCCAAAGGAGGACAGGGAACAGGGAAGGAGAGAAGCCACGGAUGAUGGUUUUCAAAAAUCAGGUAAAAGACGGCGUAACAGAAACAAGAAGAAAGCUUUUGCUGAAGAGAACAGGGGCUUUGUGAUUGAAGAGUCCACACUCUCAAACAAAGAGCUGCGCAACCUACGGCAAGCAGAGAGGCGGCUUAACAGGGACGAGAUCUACAGCCUAAAGAAGAGGUCCCACAGCAACCCUGCUGCUCUUUACAACUGUGCCCUGUGUGAUGUUCUCCUAGAGUCUGUGUCUGAAGCUUACAAGCAUAUUCGGGACAAACGGCAUAAGAGAAGGGCCAAGGAGCGACAAGAGCAGCUGAUGCUGACUGAGAUCCUGCCUCCUAGUCCAGAGCAGAUCAGUGCUAUAAGUGCAGUACUAGAUGCUGUUGUCCAGGAACAUGGUCUGAACGACCUGGACGUUGAGAAGAGACGGUGUGUUGUCUCCACCAUGCAAGAUCUCCUCUUGUCUGUUCUGCCUGAGGUCCGACUCAGGCUUUAUGGAUCAUCUUGCACUAAAUUUGGAUUCAAGGAUUCUGAUGUCAACAUUGACAUUCAGUAUCCAACUCACAUGCAUCAGCCAGAUGUCUUGAUGUUGGUUAAGGAGUGCCUCUCUGUGAGCUCUCUGUUUGUUGAGAUGGAGGCGGACUUUCAUGCCAGGGUGCCUGUGGUCAUCUGUAAAGAGAGAAGUAGUGGUCUAAUCUGCAAAGUUAGUGCAGGGAAUGAAAACGCGUUCCAAACCACCACAUAUCUUUCUGCCCUGGCGACUCAGGAGCCUCUCCUCAUGCCACUGGUUUUGGGCUUCAGACGCUGGGCCCGGAUCUGUGAAAUUGAUCGCGCAGAAGAGGGGAGUCUACCACCAUAUGUCUUUGCCCUUUUGGUUAUCUUCUACUUACAGAAGCGCAAAGAACCUCUCUUGCCUACCUAUUUCAACCAAGAUAUCAAAGUGUUUUCUCUCAGCCGGCUGUCAGACUUCAACCUUACUCAUACAGAGGAUGGGUAUUUACACUGGGCCUACACCCCUUCCUCCAAGGAGUCAUCUCAACCAGCAGAAGGCAACUCCAUAAAGGGGAAGGUUCCGCUGGUGUUUCAAAGUCCUCAUCCACCAGUGGAAGUUGGACUUCUCUGGGUCGAAAUGCUUCGCUUCUAUUCCCUGGAGUUCAUCAUGGCUGACAAUAUAAUCAGUGUGCGGACUGGAGCUGUCCUCUCCAGAGAGAUGAAAGACUGGCCUAAAAAGCGGAUCGCUGUAGAGGACCCGUUUGCCGUGAAGAGAAAUGUGGCCCGCACAGUGAACAGCCAGCAAAUGUACGAGUACAUCCUCCACUGCCUCAAAACCACAUACAAGUACUUUGCACAGUCACUCAAUACACCAGCUGCUAAUCACAAAAGAGGACUGAAGGGAGGAUAUGUUCAAGGGGCCAAUGCUAAGGCUUUGAAUGACGAGAGUGUGUGCUUGUCAGAUUUCAGUAAUCUCAGCAUUCAUUCAAAAUAUACGAGCCAAUCUAAAUCUGUAGAAAAUGGCCCUGAGGACUCUGAUUGCAUUAUUGAGGAAGAGGAGGAAAUUGAAGAAUUCAGUGACUCAGAUGAAGAGCGAGAAAAAGAAAAAUUGGACUUGGGCAAAAGCAGCCUUUCGGAGGAUGAGGAUGAUGAAGACGAGCAGGAUGAUGACAUAAAUAUUGAUGUCGACAUGCAUAACAGAGACCACCUGGACAGCUUCACCAUAGAGGAUGAAGAGAUUUUCCUAGUGGACGAGAUCUCAGGGGAGGAGCUUUUGUCCGAUGAGGAGGGUCCAGAUUUGGACACACCUGGUUCAAUGGAUGAGGAAGAGGAGGAGGAAGUGGAUUUGGCACCUGUCAGUGUUUCUCAAAUUAAAGAUGAAACACCAGAAAAUAAAAAUGAAAAACAAAGCAGACCAUCUUAUGAGUUCACCAAGCAAGCUUUCACCAGAGGAAAGUCCCACAUGGUCGUGUGCAGCUUGUGCAAACGUGAUGGACAUUUGAAGAAAGAUUGUCCAGAAGAUUUCAAGAAAGUGCAGCUUGACCCCUUGCCCCCAGUAACACCAGAGUUUCUCAGUGUCCUCAACAAAGUCUGUGAGCAGUGUUACAGUGAUUUCGCCCCAGAUGAACUGGAAGUGGGUGUAAGAGAGCACAUCCUUCAAGACCUUGAGAUUUUUGUGAGAAGACAGUUUCCUGGUGCUCAGUUACAACUGUUUGGCUCAUCCAAAAAUGGCUUUGGAUUUAGACAGAGUGACCUGGACAUCUGCAUGGUGUUGGAAGGACAAGAAACCAUAGAUGAUAUUAACUGCAUCAACAUCAUUGAAAGCUUGGCAAGAUCGCUAAAGAAACACCCAGGGCUGAGGAACAUCCUUCCCAUCACUACAGCAAAAGUACCCAUUGUGAAGUUCUACCAUGUUCGCACUGGCUUGGAGGGAGAUAUAAGCCUCUACAACACACUGGCCUUGCACAACACUCACCUACUAGCUACGUAUGCUGCAAUUGACAGAAGAGUGAAGAUCCUCUGUUACGUCAUGAAGGUUUUUGCCAAGAUGUGUGACAUUGGAGAUGCUUCACGUGGUAGCCUCUCGUCAUAUGCCUACACCCUCAUGGUGCUGUUCUUCCUUCAGCAGAGAGACCCACCAGUUAUCCCUGUGCUGCAAGAGAUCCAUGAUGGGAAGAAGCCUGAAGUACUAGUAGAUGGUUGGAAUGUGUACUUCUUUGAUGAUUUUAAAGCACUACCCAGUCACUGGCCACACUAUGGGAAGAACACCGAGACUGUGGGGGAGCUGUGGCUCGGCCUACUCCGCUUUUACACUGAGGACUUUGACUUCAGAGAGCAUGUUGUCUGUAUCCGACAGCAUGCCCGCCUCACCACCUUCAACAAGCAGUGGACAUCCAAAUACAUAGUCAUUGAAGAUCCAUUUGAUCUCAAUCAUAAUUUGGGUGCUGGUCUCUCGAGGAAAAUGACAAAUUUCAUCAUGAAGGCUUUUAUCAAUGGCAGAAGAGUGUUUGGCACACCCAUCAGAUACUUUCCUCCUGUGUAUCCCAGUCAGAUGGAGUAUUUCUUUGAUCCUGAAGUACUUACUGAAGGAGAAGUGGCUCCCAAUGAUCGCUGCUGUCGCAUCUGUGGAAAGAUUGGCCACUUCAUGAAAGACUGCCCCCUGCGUAAGAAGUCUAAACAUAGAAGGGACUCUGAGAGAAGGCCAGAGUACCCACAAGACAAAAUGGAUACAGCAGAGGAAUCGAAGGAUCAGGUCAGACACAAAAGUGAACACUGGCGGAAAAGGGAUGGAGUGGAUAUUCGUUGCUGCUACCUAUGUGGAUCAACUGCCCACAUCAAGAAGGACUGCCAGCUGUACAGAAGCCCUGCUGGUAAUGUGAAAAUGGAGAAUUAUUCUUCUUCACCCCACUUUAGGAAUUUGCGAGAAACAGAGAAACAGGGCAUACCUAUACAAGAAGAUAAGAAGAAGAGAAAGCAGCAAAAUGUGAUAUUAAGUCCACAAGCAGGUAGUUUAACCUGCCGAAAUUCGGGUCGCUCUGGUCAGAGGAAGAGCCCAGUGGAAUGAGAAGUGGCUGUGAAUAAAAAUAAAAAAAAGAAAAAAACUACCAGAUUCUACUUUUGUCCAGGCAGACAGCAACCCAAAGUCCAGAAACCCUUAAAUCUGAAUGGUACUGUUGGGCCAAUAGUAGCCCGUUCAAAGCCAAAGCCAGGACAUCUUGACUUGAAGCCAAAUAGGGCCUUUUUAUUGUUGUGGGUUUUGUUUUUGGGUUGUUUUUUUUUUUCUCCCCCCAAAACGCUCCUCCUGAGAGGGGUGUGUGUGGUUUUUUUUUUUUUGUUUUGUUUUGUUUUUUAAAGCUUUCAUUUAAAGAAAAUAAGCAAGUAAGCAUGCAUGUGAUGCAUUAAAAUACUUUGCCAGUCAAGAGGUUUUCCCUUGUUUUGUUUUUUUUGUUUUGUUUUUUGUAUAUAUAAAAAUUUUACAUUUAAAGCAAUAUUACUGCAAAUUUGGUGUAAAAUCUCUUAAAAUUGGAAUGUAAAUAACUGUCUCCUAGACGACUAAUAGCUUAGAUCCCAGUAGGGUAUCUUUUGACAUCAUACUGUAUCUUUAAUGCUAAAUUUUAUUUUUAAUUGUUUUGGUGGACACUUGAAGGUUCAACCGUCCUUUAAUUUGGUAGACCAGUGUAUAUAAACACUGUUACAGCUGUGAGUCAGAUUGAAAUGAUAAACUGAUUAUGAUAUUAGUCUGCUACUCAACAUCAAAAAGUCAAGGCUAUUUCACAUUAAACCAAAAAGGUUUCAAUUCAUAUGCGUUCUUUUUUUUUUUUUUUUUUUUUUUCUUCCCUUAAGUGUUGUUUUAGAGAUUUGGGGAAAAGAAGAUGUUUCUUAAUGGCAGUAUACCUUUUUAAUGGCCUGGAUCUGUAUUUUUUUAUUUUAUUUUUAAUUAUAAAAUCAUGUGUUUGUCCUCUGCA
Molecule: messenger RNA, 5001 nt
Organism: Haplochromis burtoni (Burton's mouthbrooder)
Lineage: Eukaryota; Metazoa; Chordata; Actinopteri; Cichliformes; Cichlidae
Gene: tut7
Product: terminal uridylyl transferase 7
Exons: 29
Coding region: 165-4100 (1311 amino acids)
Molecular function (GO): nucleic acid binding; zinc ion binding; RNA uridylyltransferase activity
Source: RefSeq, a predicted model, not a curated record